AUGAGGCAGCACCCUCUCCUACUCGAUCAACGGUUUGAUCGUAUAGUCUUUAACUUUCCUCAUGCUGGUUUCAUUUUCCCUCAUGCUGGUUUCAUUUUUAUGGAAACCCAGAAGAGCCAGAUCAAGUUGCAUCAGGAUUUGGUGAGGACAUUCUUCAACAGCGCAUGUGAGAUGUUGAAAGGAAGUGGAGAAGUUCAUGUCACUCACAAGACCUCACAUCCUUUCAGUAAAUGGGAGAGAGUGAAAUUAGCAGAAGAGGUUGGGUUAUAUCUGGUUGAGGAAGCCUCGUUUUCCAGAGGGGAUUAUCCAGGUUAUUUGAACAAGAGAGGGAGUGGGAAGAAAUGUAAAUCGCACUUUCCCUAUUGGUCUAUGCAGUACCUACAAAUUUGCCAAGCUACCACUUCUUGA
Messenger RNA from Fragaria vesca subsp. vesca, 408 nucleotides. RefSeq lists its product as uncharacterized. Bases 1 to 408 code for a protein of 135 amino acids. The transcript has 2 exons. Lineage: Eukaryota; Viridiplantae; Streptophyta; Magnoliopsida; Rosales; Rosaceae. The record is from RefSeq and is a predicted model, not a curated record.